Molecule: messenger RNA, 2212 nt
Organism: Pocillopora damicornis (cauliflower coral)
Lineage: Eukaryota; Metazoa; Cnidaria; Anthozoa; Scleractinia; Pocilloporidae
Product: QRFP-like peptide receptor
Biological process (GO): G protein-coupled receptor signaling pathway
Cellular component (GO): plasma membrane
Molecular function (GO): G protein-coupled receptor activity
Source: RefSeq, a predicted model, not a curated record
AUUGAUUUGAAAUGCUGGAAUUGUCUUUCUUAUUUGGGCCAGAAGAACGCAGACCGCAAGAGGAAUUCAGUCUAAUUGUGAGAACAAGACGUAUGUAUGGCUUGGGCGAAUUUUUAUCCAGACUCUAAACAGGUAUUAGCAUGGAAACCUUUUCUGCACGGCGGAUGAAAGAUUGGAAAGAAGAACCUCAGUCAGAACAGUGAUAGACAGCCGAUGAUUUUCCGGACUAUUUGUCGCCCAAUCAGGCUAGCUACACGCUAACCGUACUGAGACACGAUGAUGAACAACACUACCUCAUUCGAAUCGGAAUGCGGGUCUGCGUACCUAAAAUGGACUUUGCGACUAAUUUAUUCAAUCAUAUUCAUCCUUGGUUUGUUCGGAAAUGCAGUUGUCUGCAUAGCGAUUGUCAAACGAAAAGGGACUCAAACCAGCUGUAACAUAUUUACAUUCAAUCUUGCGUUCCACGAUCUAAUUCUCGUACUCGUCUACGUUCCAACGCAAAUGAUUUUUUUUGAAAACUGCUAUCAAUGGGUUCUUGGAAGUUUUAUGUGCUAUCUUGCUUACAUAAUACUUCCCUUGUCACUGUCUGUGUCCAUCGGUACUUUACUGGCCAUCACCGCUGACCGAUACCGCGCGAUUGUAUUUCCAGUCAAGUCUAGGCUAUCCAGGAGGCGGGUAAUGUUGAUAAUAGCUGUCAUUUGGGUUGCAUCGGCUGUAACCGCCUUACCUCUUCUAUUUGUCACCAAAUUCGUUUCGCCUCAGCCUGGGAUAAAGUACUGCGCAGAGUAUUGGACAUCGCCAAUGUUUCAAGAAAUCUACUGGAUAUCAAUGUUUUGCAUUCAGUAUCUGUUGCCCUUGAGUAUCAUUGCGAUCUUGGCGGGCAUAACGGCCUAUACUUUAAGGAAAAACGCACUCCCAGUUGCUAUGGAGACGUGCGCUCAAAGCGAGGUCUUUCGGAAGGCCAUUCAACGAAGAGCCAAACAAACACAACGGAUAAGAAACAUGCUCAUUGCACUCGUGUUGCUCUACGCCAUUUGUAUGCUGCCUCAGCACGUGGUGUACACGUUCUGGUCGAGAUACGGGAAUUUGACCGAAGCGAGUUACAGAGAGAUGGCAAACUUAAUAGCCAACAUCUUUCCAAUAGCAAACAGUGCGCUCAAUGCGAUUGCAUACGGAACAUUGAACAAGGAGUUCAAGGACGUUUUCAAUUUUUUGUUCAAAUGCACUUGCCUGAAGAGUAGAUACCUUUUAAGGAAACCUUCGACUUUUGAGACAGAAACUAGUGUGAAAAAGAAUGAAAGCGGACCACUUCUUCAUCAGGAAUGGAAAAAUGGACGAGAAACCAUGGUGUCCCCUCUUCCAAAAAUGAAAAUUAAAAAAAACGACUGCACGCAGGACUCGUGCAACCGCGGGAACAAUUAUUCGGCCGAUCAAGAACGUUUAGGUCUUAUAGUCUUUACGGGCGUGGGCUCCAGCAGAAGAGAGAGCCUACAAUAUAUUUCUUCCGGAGAUAGAGAAGAGCUUCCACAAAAGGAGACAGUCGUGUAAUGCAUAUAACUACAGCUUUUAUGAUAGAUACACCUUGACAAAUUAGAUAGCCACCAGCGACUUGCUUUAACAUGGUAGCUUUGCCUGCGCACGCGCUGGUGUUUUGGCUAUUGCAACAGCUUGUCUUAAAACAAUUUAAAAACAACCUUUCUUUAAGUGUAAGCUAUCUUCAAUAAUCUUUACCAACGAAGGUAAGGUUAUACGAAAUUGUAGAGAUUAUGUGAUAUGUCUAUAGAAAAGUAAACAAAACAAAAUUAGUAACGAUGAUAACAAUUAUGUUAAUGAUGAUGAUAGCUGUAACACUAAUGAUAGUAUCUAUGCUAAUACUUAUGUUAUGACUAUGAUUCACAUUGAUGAUGUCAAUAAUAAUAGUAAUAAUAAUGAUGAUGAUGAUGAUCAUCAUAUGGAGUCGGCGAUGAUGAUGACAGCAAGGACGAUGAUAAUAAUCUUCAAUAAUAACUUCAAUUUAUGUUUUCCAGCUUCAAACCUUCUCACAGGAUAAAAAUAGACAUAAAUUCGUGACAAGAAAUAGUCAUUUCACUGUUACGUCAAAUCUCAAUUUCAAAUAUUAUUCUCGUCAAAUCAAAAUCAGAGGUCUAUCUAAUCUAGUAGUUCCAACAGUAACAUUAAAAGAGAGAGCCAACCUGCCAAGGUGCUCAGUGAA